This is a messenger RNA of Nipponia nippon (crested ibis), 1258 nucleotides long. Lineage: Eukaryota; Metazoa; Chordata; Aves; Pelecaniformes; Threskiornithidae. The record is from RefSeq and is a predicted model, not a curated record.
GGAGAGAAUCUGGAAAACACGAUGGCAGCCUUUCACCAUGCGGUUAAUAUAGGAACAGACAUGUUGGAGCUAGAUUGUCACCUGACGAAAGAUGAGCAAGUGGUUGUGUCCCAUGAUGAGAACCUGAAGAGAUCAACAGGAGUUGAUGUCAACAUAUCUGACCUCAAAUACUCUGAACUUCCACCAUAUCUCUGCAAGUUGGAUGUCACAUUUCAGAAAGAAUGUCACUGCGAGGGAAAAGACAACCGUAUUCCACUCCUGAAAGAGGUGUUUGAGGCAUUUCCAGAAACUCCUGUCAACAUUGACAUCAAAGUGAACAACAACGUGUUGAUCAAAAAGGUUUCAGAGCUCGUGAGUCAGUAUAAGCGAGAGCAUUUGACAGUAUGGGGGAAUGUCAAUUAUGAGGUUGUAUCAAAGUGUCUUAAAGAGAAUGCUGACAUUCCCGUCAUCUUCUGUUUGCAACGUGUCCUCCUGCUUCUUGGCCUGUUCUACACUGGGCUGCUGCCAUUCAUUCCUUUCAAGGAAGAAUUUUUGGAAAUUCCCAUGCCUUCAAUCAUCCUCAAGCUGAAAGAACCACAGAAGAUGACAAGAAGCCAGAAAUUUAUUAUCUGGCUGGCUGAUGCAUUGCUAAUGCGGAAAGCACUUUUUGACCACCUCACUGCUCGGGGCAUUCAGGUGUAUAUUUGGGUACUGAACGAAGAACAAGAAUACAAGAGGGCAUUUGAUUUGGGAGCAACUGGAGUGAUGACAGACUAUCCGACAAAACUUAAGGAGUUUUUACACAAUUAUCCAGCGUAAAGGAAGAAAACCAAGGAAGUUCUUGGAGACGAGAUUGUGAGCCAAGGAUUUUCUUCAUUUAAAAGAAAAAAUCAAGCAGCAUACACAGAUUGUUUUGUUUGAAAGAUGUAAUUGGAUGAUCUAUUACCUUGUUGUUGAGUUGCUACCUAAUGUAAAGGUUGUCUAUUUAUUUUAAAACUUUAAUUACAUAGUUUACAUUUGUAAAUAGCUCAUUUAGCAACAGCGCACUUCACAAAUAGUCAUGACUAGGAAGAAAGUUGCUGGAUAAGAUACCUGUAGAUAAUAAGCAUUAUUUUACCUGUCGCAAGUGUUCCUAAGCAGAUGUCAAGACAUGUCAGUUAUUCCAGUUAUAUUCUAGCGGGCAGAAAUGAAAGAAUUUCUGAAAGUGUACCCUGUGUGUAUGCAUUUCUUGUGCUGCUUUUAGUUUUCAGAUAACUUGUAGAUCAGAAAAGAAAAACAA